Messenger RNA from Choloepus didactylus (southern two-toed sloth), 4561 nucleotides. RefSeq names its product maestro heat like repeat family member 6 (gene MROH6). The coding region runs from base 1523 to 3679 and encodes 718 amino acids. The transcript has 14 exons. The record is from RefSeq and is a predicted model, not a curated record. Lineage: Eukaryota; Metazoa; Chordata; Mammalia; Pilosa; Megalonychidae. Gene Ontology annotation, cellular component: cytoplasm.
GAGUCACUGUCUCCCCAACUUGUCAUGUGUCGUUUGUCCACCCAGGCCCCCAGGGUCAGGGGAGACAGCUCCAGGCCGAGGCCCCAGGGGCAGCAGCUCCCCAGGGGAGCCCACAGGCCGGGCCUUUGCGUGGAGAGCUGGGGAUGGGUGGCUAUGGGUAGAAGGGACUUUGGUGUCCACCUGGAGAUGGGGGAGUUCCUGCAGAAGCCGUCUCUAUUAGCAGCAGGUGCGCUGGGGCUCCCUGUGUCCACUCAAGGGUCAGUGGGGACAUAUUAGGCUUUCAAGGCCAAAGGGAAGCCCCGAUGACCCCUGACACUGGGGGGGCCCUGUGGCCUCCUCCACUCCACCCUUCGGGCUUCUCCCACCUCCAGGCCACGGCCUUGGGGGUUCAGCUCCUGACCCAGCAGCCCUGGGGAGGGGCAGGGAGGGGCUCAGGGGCUUCAGCCUGCCCUGGAGCCAGCAAGGGCCCCAGGCACCUGCCCAGCCCCACCCUCCCUGCCCUCCACGCAGGUGCCUGGUCUCUGCCUGCCUUGGCCUCGGGCUCCGGAGGAAGCUCUGGGGGACAGGUCCUGGGCCGGGCCGGAAGCAGCGGGCGGGGGCCUGGCGUGAGGUGGCACAGGCAGGCGAGGGUGUGCAGGCAUGCUGGCUGUCGGGGUGCUGUGGGAGCACUUCUGCCGGCCCCGGUAUUCCACCAGACCUGCUCGUCCGGCUCCCCGGGGUGUGGGGCCCCGUCAGGCCAGCCCCACGAGCACAGGGUUUGGGAGACAGAGGCUCACAAACGCGCACACACACACACACACACACACACACACACAGGCACACUUCCUAGGCACCAGGACGGGGGGGGGGGGGUGGCCUGUGGAGGUGGAGUGGGAACUGGCCAAGUCCUAGACGGCCCCCCUGAUGCUGGUGGCCAUGGCAGCCCCAUCCAGCCUCGCUCACCGUGCUCCAGAGCUGGUGACCGCUCACCCAAUGGCCCUGGAGUGGCUGGGCCUGGAAUGCAGGGAGGCCGGCCCACCCCUGGCCCCAGGGCCAGCCUGGACCUGGCUGCUCCGUGAGGGCUGAGCCAGGCAAGGCCUCGGCGCACACUUCUACAUCCCGCAAGACCAGUUUGGGGCUGUCCACACCUGCCCAGGGUCCCCCAACCAGAAGGAUUGGAGGUCAGGUCAAGGGCCCUUCUCCGCCUCCCCACUGCUGAGCCACCUGGCUGGGGGAUCCAGCCCCUUCCCCAGGGUCCUGGGUGGGUGCUGUCAGACCCAGAAUCACACCCUGCUCCAGGCCAGCCAGUGCCACCAGCAGCAGGGGCUGCACCUGGCGACACCUGGCACCAUGCCCAGGGACACCUUGGUGUGGUGCCCCAGCUCCCCUGCACCCCUGAGCUCCCACUCACUUGCGCACGCGCCACCACGCCUGUCCAGGGCCCGCCCGGGCCUGCUUCUAGGUCAGGCAGGCAGACUUCUCGGAAGGAGCAGUGGCAGGUGCUGGCCGGGCCUGGCUGAGCAUCUGGGAGGGUGGGGUGGCCAUGGCUGGGGGCAUGUGGGGCUGGGCCCGGGGGGCCCCUGUGGGGGCACUUACCCUGACAGCUCUGGCCGAGGGGAUCCAAGCCAGCCAGGGGCAGCCCCUGGCACCCCCUCCCAUGGACCCCCUGCCUGAGCCCCAGGAGUCAGAACCUGAGGCUGAAGCCCGGGACCAGCUGCCUGUCCCCACCUCUGAGGCGGAGCCCAGGAACGUGGCCACCGUCCCCAAGGCUGGCAGUGAGCCCUGCUCCCCGCGCAGCGCUCAGGAGACACCCACUGAGGGACUCCAUCAGGCCCCCCCGAGUUCCCGGGAAGAAGGGGUCCUCGCCGACCUAGCCUUGUACACAGCUGCCUGCCUGGAGGAGGCUGGCUUUGUGGGGACCCAGGCGACAGCGUUCACCCUGUCCUCAGCGCUGGAAGCUCGGGGGGAGCGGCUGGAGGACCAGGUGCAUGCCCUGGUGCGGGGGCUGCUGGCGCAGGUGCCCAGCCUGGCCGACGGGAGGCCCCGGCGCGCAGCCCUGCGGGUGCUGAGUGCGCUGGCCCUGGAGCACGCGCCGGACGUGGUGUGCGCACUGCUGCCGCGCUCGCUGCCUCCAGACAGGGCGGUGACCGAGCUGUGGCGUAGCUUGAGCCGGAACCAGCGUGUGAAUGGGCAGGUGCUGGUGCAGCUCCUGUGGGCGCUGAAGGGCCCCGCACGGCACGAGCAGGAUGCGCUGGCGGCCACGCGUGCCCUCGGGGAGAUGCUGGCCGUGUCAGGCUGCGUGGGGGCCACGCGGGGCUUCUACCCGCACCUGCUGCUGGCGCUGGUCACGCAGCUGCACGAGCUGGCCCGCGGCACACACUCCCCAGACAGCCCCAAGGUUUGGGCCCCAUCCCACCGAGGACCGCCGCACAGCCACGCCAGCUGCGCUGUGGAGGCCCUGAAGGCCCUGCUUGCAGGUGAUGGCAGUCGCAUGGUGGUUACGUGCAUGGAGCAGGCAGGAGGCUGGAGGCGGCUGGUGGGGGCCCACACCCACCUGGAGGGCGUGCUGCUGCUGGCCAGCGCCAUGGUGGCGCACGCGGACCACCACCUACGAGGCCUCUUCGCCGACCUGCUGCCACGGCUGCGCAGCGACGACAACACCCAGCGCCUCACGGCCAUGGCGUUCUUCACCGGGCUGCUGCAGAGCCGGCCCACGGCGCAGCUCCUGCGCGAGGAGGCCAUCGUGGAGCGCCUGCGCGCCUGGCAGGGCGACCCGGAGCCCACCGUGCGCUGGCUGGGUCUGCUCGGCCUGGGCCAUCUGGCGCUCAACCGCGAGAAGGUGCGGCUGGUGAAGACGCUGCUGCCGGCGCUCCUGGGCGCGCUGGGCGAGGGCGACGCACGGCUCGUGGGCGCGGCGCUGGGCGCACUGCGGAGGCUCCUGCUGCGGCCGCGAGCGCCGGUGCGCGUCCUGAGCGCGGAGCUAGGGCCGCGCCUCCCGCCGCUGCUGGACGAUGCCCGGGACUCGGUCCGCGCCUCCGCCGUCGGGCUCCUCGGGACGCUGGUGCGCCGGGGCCGUGGCGGGCUCCGCGUGGGGCUCGGCGGGCCGCUGCGGAAACUCGUGCUGAAAAGCCUGGUACCGCUGCUGCUGCGCCUGCACGACCCCAGCCGGGACGCUGCUGAGAGCUCCGAGUGGACCCUGGCGCGCUGUGACCAGGCCCUGCGCUGGGGCCUGCUGGAGGAGAUGGUCACCGUGGCGCACUAUGACAGCCCCGAGGCCCUGAGCCGUGUCUGCCGCCACCUGGUUCAGCGGUACCCGAGCUACGUACCCCAUUUCCUGAGCCAAACCCAGGGCUACCUGCGGAGCCCGCAGGACCCCCUGCGCCGGGCGGCCACUGUGCUCAUAGGCUUCUUCGUCCACCACACGAGCCCCAGGACAGUGAGCCAGGACCUGCUGGACGCCCUGCUCCAGGACCUGCGGCAGCUGCAGAGCGACCCGGAGCCGGCGGUGGGCGCGGCGGCGCAUGUGUCGGCACAGCAGGUGGCACUGCUGGCCCGGGCGCAGGGCUGUCCCCGGGGUCCGCGCCUCAUCCGCCUCCUCCGGCGCCGCGCGCGCCCGGCCCGCACCCCGCCGGUCUACGCCGACAGCCCCUUCCAGCGCCGGAGCCUGGCGGGCCGCUGGGGCAGCUCGGGACCCGGCUGAGCCCCCAAGGAUCCCGGCUGGGGCGGUCCUGAGGCCUGAGCCCGCCUCCCCCGGGCGAGCGGCGCCACCGGAUUGGGGGGCUGGGGUGGGAACGCCAACUUCCGCCCUGGAGCCAGUCCCUGGAGCCUGAUGCUGGAGGCCCCACCCCUCCAUCCGGAGCUGCCCCCCAGGCCUGGUGCACACAGGACCCCUGUCCAGGAGCCCACCCACAGCAAAGGAAUGGAGAGGGACGCCAGUGCCUUCUGUCCGACCACCAUUUCACCCCUGGCCCCCACCUUGCACCCGUGCCUCCCCGAGCCAGGCUCCAGCGGGGGUCACCGUGAAGCUGGCACAGCCCCGGGAGCUGGCAGGCCACGGGCUGCCCUCUGGCCCUCCCAGGGUCCUCGCCUCAUGCCUGGAGCCACGGCUCCCUGGAUGUGGGGCUCUCCUGGCCCCCCAGCAGCCCACCCAGACUCACGUGCCCUAUUCCUGGCUCCAGAGGCACCGACUGUCUCCUCCCGCAGCCGCUGGCCACCUUCCUGUGCCGUCCCCACACCCCGGCUCACUGUCUUGGGCCAGGUCCUAGCAUAGGUUCAGGUGUGGGGGGCCGGAUCCGUAACCCCACCAGACUGUGAGACCCUCGCGUGGGCACCCCAGGGCCUGAGCAGGCUGGACCCCCGGGGGACCCGUGUCGAAUGAGGAACCUCCAAAGCUGUGACCUCACCCCUCCGGCCCCUGCCCAGGCUGACCCCCCUGGCGUCCUCCCAGCCUCCCCCCCAGCGGGCUCACUCUCCCCUGCCUCUUAGGGGCUGGGGGACAUUUACCCCCCGACGGGGAGGCCCUGCCCCCCUGUGUCCUGGGGCCUGCCCGGGAAGCGUGUGAAGUAAAUACGUGUGGGAUGAA